Messenger RNA from Meloidogyne enterolobii, 529 nucleotides. The record is from the annotation of a GenBank genome assembly. NCBI's taxonomy places the organism in Eukaryota, Metazoa, Nematoda, Chromadorea, Rhabditida, Meloidogynidae.
CCCUUAUAAGAAUAAUUCUUUAAAAAUCAACACAUCAAUGUCAGUUACUUUAUUACUUGGUGCUCAAUGGGGUGAUGAAGGAAAGGGAAAGGUUUUGGAUUAUUUAAUAGGGCAUUACAAGAUUGGUAUUGUUGCUCGUUCUCAGGGAGGAAAUAAUGCUGGCCACACUGUAGUCGUUAACAAUCAUGAAUAUGAUUUCCAUCUUUUACCUUCUGGAAUGGCUACAAAGGAGUGUGUAAAUAUAAUUGGAAAUGGUGUAGUCGUUAAUUUGGAUGCCUUAUUUUCUGAAAUUGAGAAGAAUGGAUUUAAAUUUGGAAGUGGGGAAGAUGAAGGGGACAGAAAGCUUUUUAUUAGUGAUUGUGCUCAUUUGGUACUUCCUGUACAUAUUGAAGCUGAUGGAUUUCAAGAAUCUUUGUUAGAAGAAAAAGCGUUAGGUUUUUUUGUGUUUUAUAUAAUUCUUGGCAGUCGUCUAGUUUACAUGGUCUCCGGGGGAAAAAGUAAGCAAGAAGUGCUCUGGCGAUAUUUUUGA